This is a messenger RNA of Arabidopsis arenosa, 1422 nucleotides long. Lineage: Eukaryota; Viridiplantae; Streptophyta; Magnoliopsida; Brassicales; Brassicaceae. The record is from the annotation of a GenBank genome assembly.
GUUUUUUUGGGUAUAACCUAUUAUGGAUUCAGAAUUGAGAUUUCCUUCAAGAGAUGUUGUGAAUUGCUGUGAAUUUGGUUGUGAUUAUUCUCUUGGGGCAUGUUCUUCAGAUCCUUGGGCUAGGACGGUGAAAAGAAAGUUCAACGAAUUCAAAGAAGGGAACAUGAUGUUGUUACGAGGUUCUUCUGAUUCAUCUUCAAACGCUAAGAUACUAGUUGAGAAUGAAUGUGCAGCUUUACUUGAGGCUCUUUCUAGCCAAAGGAAAACAGUUAAAGAUCUCCAUUUAGAGCUUGAAGAGGAGAGAAAUGCUGCUGCAUCUGCAGCGAAUGAGACUAUGUCGAUGAUACUGAGGUUGCAGAGAGAAAAGGCUGAGAUUCAGAUGGAAGCUCGGCAAUUCAAAGUGUUUGCUGAGGAGAAAAUGACGCAUGACCAAGAAAAGCUCUCGGUUUUGGAGAAUUUGUUGUAUGAGAAAGAACAAGCUAUUGAGGCCUUGACUUAUGAGGUCGAAGCAUACAAGCAUAGAUUGUUGAGCUAUGGAGUCUCUGAAGCUGAGAUACAUGAUCAGAUACUUGGUUUUGGCAGAGACUCGAGCACGGUUGGUUUUGAUGUUUACCCGUGCGAGUAUACUUCUUUGCAAUGUAGUGUGGAUGAGAACCCGUGUGAACCAGAUGGUAAUGUUGAUAUUGAAGAAAAGGUGAUAGUUGGUCAGUCUCCAAGAUGGCCAUAUUAUGAUCCCAAUUCGCCUUUAGGAACUGCAAAAGAUAUAAAGGGGACAUCUUUCGCAGACUCUCCUAUGUCUAGUAGUAGCGACAGAGUUUAUACUAUCGACUCAAUCCAUGUGGGAGUUUCUGAAGUUAAGAUUGACGACGAGCCUAAUAAGAUGAGUAAGGGAAAGUUAAAUGGUGAUCUCUGGAACUCUCCGAGAUACCAAGAACCGUUCACGACUCAGCAAGGAGUUAACGAGCCAGAUAUAGAGAAGCUUUACACAAGGCUUCAAGCACUUGAAGCAGACAGGGAAUCAUUGAGACAGAUCAUUGUGUCGAUGCGGACAGACAAAGCUCAGUUGGUGUUGCUCAAAGAAAUCGCACAGCAUUUAACAAAGGAAACUGGCACAACAGGCAGGCGACACCCAGUUGGCAAAAUGUCAUCUUUUAAAGGAUUCUCUGUAGUAACGGUCUUCAAGUGGAUUGUGUCUUUCGUUUCGUGGAAAAGGAAAGCCAGGCAAAACAAGUAUGUUUAUGAAUUGUCAGCAAAUAAUAUGGGGAUGCUUAUGAUUCUAGGCGAGGGAUCUGGAACUAGGAGAUGGAGAUGUUUAACGAGUUCACAUGUCUAGAUUUCCAUUUUUUUAUGAAGUUUCUUUGGCGUAGUUAGUGCAACACAAAUGUACAUUGCUCUGCACUUCAAUCAAUUAUGUAUGGAUGG